AUUCUAAUAUCAGUCAGAUCCAUCUGAAAUCCGAAAAUUUUAUACAUUUCAUAUUUCAACGAUUGAACAUUUCCUUUUAUGGCAAACAUUGUCGUGGAAUAGUGGAAACAGGAUUCUGAUUGAACGAUAAUCCUCAGUUCAUCAUUCUGUUAUCAGUGCAAAAAUCUUUGUAAUUGAGCUGUACAGCAGUGUCUAGUGAUUGAAAAUCCAGUGCUUCAUCAGGAAAAUGUCCUAUUCAUGUAAAAAUAUCUAUGCCACUCUCCCAAGAACUCAGAGAGGGCAGCCACUGGUAUUGGGAAGUGAUCCUAAAGGAAAGAAUUUUUUAUACACCAAUGGAAAUUCUGUUAUAAUAAGAAAUAUUGAAAAUCCAGCUAUUGCUGAUAUUUAUACAGAACAUUCUUGCCCAGUUAAUGUUGCCAAGUAUUCUCCCAGUGGUUUCUACAUUGCUUCUGGAGACCAAUCGGGCAAGGUCCGCAUCUGGGACACCGUCAACAAGGAGCACAUCCUCAAGAACGAGUUCCACCCGAUCGGCGGGCCGAUCAAGGACAUCGCCUGGUCGCCCGACAACCAGCGAAUGGUGGUGGUGGGGGAAGGCCGCGAGCGGUUCGGCCACGUGUUCAUGUCCGAGACGGGCACCUCAGUGGGCGAGAUCUCGGGCCAAUCGAAGCCGAUCAACUCGUGCGAUUUCAGGCCUGCCCGGCCGUUCCGCGUGAUCACCGGCUCGGAGGAUAACACGAUAGCGGUGUUCGAAGGGCCGCCGUUCAAGUUCAAGAUGACCAAGCAGGACCACUCCCGAUUCGUGCAAGCCGUAAAGUACUCCCCCUCGGGCGCCCUCUUCGCUUCCGCCGGCUUCGACGGCAAAGUCUUCCUCUUCGACGGCGCCACCUCCGAGCUGGUGGGCGAGGUGGGCGCGCCUGCGCACUCGGGCGGCGUGUACGGCGUGGCGUGGAGCCCCGACGGCACACAAUUGUUGACUGCCAGCGGCGAUAAGACGGCCAAGCUGUGGGACGUCGAAACCAGACAGAUGGUGUCGGAGUUCGUGUUGGGGAGCACGGUGGAGGAUCAGCAGGUAUCCUGUCUCUGGCAAGGCGAUCACCUCCUAACUGUAUCCCUGAGCGGCUUCAUCAACUAUCUCGACGUCAACGAUCCCUCCAAGCCGCUGCGCGUCAUCAAAGGCCACAACAAGCCCAUCACCGGCCUGACCUUGAGCGACGACAGGUCGACCAUCUUCACGGCCUCGCACGACGGCUGCGUCACCAGGUGGAACGCGGAGACGGGGGAGAACGACCGUGUGGAGGGGGCGGGGCAUGGUAACCAGGUGAACGGGAUGCGAGCGCACGAGGGGACGCUGUACACUUGCGGGAUCGACGAUAGCUUGAAACAGGUCGAUAUCGAAGGAAACACAUACAGGCCUCAGCAGUUGAAACUAGGUUCUCAGCCGAGAGGUAUGGACGUAUUCAGAGAAGAAAAUAUUAUCGUCACGGCCAGCAUCAACGAACUCACCGUUUCAAAGGACAACCAAAAGCUCAGCACCUUGAAAGUUGGAUAUGAACCAACCAGUGUUAGCUGCUCGCCAAGGGGGCACGUUGCAGUUGGAGGUAAUAUGGAUAACAAAGUACAUCUUUAUGAGUUGAAAGGAAACGAUCUCAGUCCAUUGAUGGAGUUGGACCAUCUGGGCGCGGUGACGGAUGUAGCCUAUUCACCAGACGAUAAACAUCUUGUUGCUUGCGAUGCUCAUAGGAAAGUUGUCCUUUAUAGUACUGAGGAAUACAAGCUUGCCAAUAACAAAGAAUGGGGUUUCCACAAUGCUCGUGUCAAUUGUGUAGCAUGGUCUCCAGACUCUCAGCUGGUUGCUAGUGGUAGUCUUGAUACCAGCAUCAUCAUCUGGCACGUUGAAAAACCGGCCAAACAUAUUAUUAUUAAAAAUGCUCAUGCUCAAAGCCAAAUAACUAGACUGUCCUGGGUAGAUAAUAAUACCGUAGUUUCUGUAGGUCAAGACUGCAACACCAAAUUAUGGACUAUCACUCCAUUUUAGUAUUUUUUCGUUACUUUUAUUUAUAUUUUAUUCAUUUAUUUAUUGUGCAUUCAUUUUUUCGCAUUUAACCUAUAUCAUGUGAUUAUUGAUUUCUUUUUUAAUUUAUAUCAAAUGCGUUUAUAUUAUUAAAUUGUUUAUGGAACAGGGUCUACGAACAAAAAACGAAUUUUGUGAUUCGCACGGGGGUGUUUGCUUUCAAGCUAACAGGAGAAUUUCAGUAAAUCAUUUACGUCAGUGUUUCAGUUCACUGUAGGUAUUGAAUAGAACAGAAGCAUUUCCAUAAAGAAAUAGACGUUUUUGUUUUGUUUUUCAU
Phaedon cochleariae (mustard beetle) is the source of this 2348-nucleotide messenger RNA. Lineage: Eukaryota; Metazoa; Arthropoda; Insecta; Coleoptera; Chrysomelidae. The record is from the annotation of a GenBank genome assembly.